This is a messenger RNA of Teleopsis dalmanni, 1093 nucleotides long. Its product is annotated as homeobox protein 10-like. Gene Ontology annotation, cellular component: cytoplasm. The coding region runs from base 179 to 1093 and encodes 304 amino acids. The transcript has 6 exons. NCBI's taxonomy places the organism in Eukaryota, Metazoa, Arthropoda, Insecta, Diptera, Diopsidae. The record is from RefSeq and is a predicted model, not a curated record. Gene Ontology annotation, biological process: axon guidance. Gene Ontology annotation, molecular function: guanyl-nucleotide exchange factor activity.
UUACGAAACAAACAUAUAAUAAAGAAACGCGCUGUUCUAUAGUGGAUAUUCGAUCUAUUCAAAUAAAAAGAAAAAAAUAAUCUAAAUAUCGGAGUGAAAUUGAUUAGAUUUAAGUACGUUAAACGUAUUCAAAUUUAUUUGCUUACUGGAAAAAUCGUGUGUGCCUAAUAUCGCGUAGAUGCAACAGAAUAAUUCGGACAUCGUUAGACGUCAUCAAGUGUCCAAGUCGUUACAUUGUAAUGGACAACAGGAGCACUUUUCAUGCUUUUGUUGUGCACCCGAUGCAGACCUAUUUAAACACAAGGAGAGACGCAAGUCCUGGUACUCCGACGUAAUUCACAUGCGCAAAUGGUUACCUCAACCACUACGUAAAUUGUCACAGAGUAAGGUGGAAAAACCGUCAACUGAAAAAUCACUUAUCAAGAAGACUUCAGAGAAGAGUCUAAGAUUGCCUCAAAAGCAUGCUGAACACGAAGAUGAAACCACAAGCAGUGGUCUUCACACCACCACAACCACUUAUGGCGUUACAUCACAACAUGCAACUUCAUCAUCACAUCACAAUACGUCACAGCAAGAUUUCGAGGCAGAAGAGGAAGCCGGUUUAGAAUUGCCACCACCCAUGAAACCAAUACAAGAGCCACACUUAAUCGCCAAUGGACCACCUGCAUUUGCAAAGGAUUUAAAAGAAAUACCGGCCAGUACUGGUAAAAUGGAUGGCACUCCUGCAUUAGAUUUGAAUGAAAUUGUACAAAUUGUCAAAGAGACAACAGAACAACAUGAAGAAAAUUCGAAGUUCCUUAAUCCCAGCUAUGACAUGAAUAACACCAGCUGCAGUAGUGAAGCUAAUGGACGUGGCGGGGAACUGGAUUUAUGUUAUGCAAAUAAUGUUAACAACGUAACUGAUAAUAAUGAUGAAAAUAAUACUGAAAAUAAUAAUACGGAAACCGCAUUAAACAAACGUCGAUGUGCUUUAGAUGAACUAAUAUCCACCGAAGAAUUAUAUAUACAAGAUUUAUCAGAUAUUGUUAAUGGGUAUGUUGUAUAUAAAGUCAAUACAUUCUUUCUAAAACUAAUGAAUUUAAGUUAUUUUUAA